AUGCUUUCAGUAGUUAUUUUUAUUAAACUUAGCUAUUCAGAUGCGACGAGCCGACAUCGAGGUGCCAAACCUCCCCGUCAAUAUGGACUAUCGGGAGAGAUCAGCCUGUUAUCCCUAGAUCUGUAUCUUUACAAACAUUUCUAUUUCACCGAAAUUUUCUUAAAGACAGUGUUCAAGUCGUUACACCUUUCGUGCGGGUCGGAACUUACCCGACAAUGA
Molecule: messenger RNA, 219 nt
Organism: Besnoitia besnoiti
Lineage: Eukaryota; Apicomplexa; Conoidasida; Eucoccidiorida; Sarcocystidae
Exons: 3
Coding region: 1-219 (72 amino acids)
Source: RefSeq, a predicted model, not a curated record